AUGUCCACCAUCAGCGAGCAAAGUCCAGACAGCUGGAUCGGUAUCCAGGACCCAAAGAAGAGAAAGCAGAUCCAAGACCGCCUAGCACAACGAGCACGUCGUCGACGACUUGCCGAAGCCAAACACACCGAAAGCACAUCGGAGGACACCACAGCAGAACGUCUAGACACAGACUGGACCAAAGCCUACGAACCCGCGCGCCGAAAAGCCGAAAACUCCAAAUCCAACUCCGGAACCGAAUGCUGCACCAUGCACCAAGACUCCAUCUCCCUCCUCCCCAUCCCCCUCUCCGUCUACUCCGCGCUAUGGAAAAACGGAGAAUUCAUGAGCCUGAGCUGUAGCACACUAGUCCCACAACUAAGCAAAGCGUUCGGUGCAGAAGUACCAGCAUCACUUCGUCCCACGGAUUUGCAGAGAAGUACGCUGCACCCACCUUGGAUCGAUCGCUUCCCGUUUCCUCAUAUGCGAGAGAAUUUCAUACAUUUGAUUGGUGUGAUUGAUCCGGAGGAGUUUUUACAUGAUGUUUUUAAUACUCCGUGCUUUACGAUUGAGGCGGGAGGAGCACCGUGGGAUCCGAAGGCGUGGAGGAUGGAGGAGAGGUUUAGGGAGAGGUGGGGGUAUUUGUGGGAUGAGGAUUUGUUUUCGUAG
Molecule: messenger RNA, 648 nt
Organism: Pseudocercospora fijiensis CIRAD86
Lineage: Eukaryota; Fungi; Ascomycota; Dothideomycetes; Mycosphaerellales; Mycosphaerellaceae
Exons: 1
Coding region: 1-648 (215 amino acids)
Source: RefSeq, a predicted model, not a curated record